Molecule: messenger RNA, 827 nt
Organism: Centruroides sculpturatus (bark scorpion)
Lineage: Eukaryota; Metazoa; Arthropoda; Arachnida; Scorpiones; Buthidae
Product: nuclear hormone receptor family member nhr-111-like
Exons: 5
Coding region: 93-827 (244 amino acids)
Biological process (GO): anatomical structure development; cell differentiation; regulation of transcription by RNA polymerase II
Molecular function (GO): RNA polymerase II cis-regulatory region sequence-specific DNA binding; zinc ion binding; nuclear receptor activity
Source: RefSeq, a predicted model, not a curated record
UUAAAACUUAAUUAACAGCAGGAACUUCGUCGAUCGAUCAAGUGAGACAGUUCGUUUAAUUGAUUUUAUUAUUAUUUCGAGUUUGUGCUGAAAUGGCUGCUGCUGCGUUAACCGAAACUCCUAAAUACUGUGAAAUUUGCGGAGAUCCAGAAGUAUCAAAUUUUUACGGAGCAUUCACGUGCAUUUCUUGUACAGACUUCUUUAAAGAGAAUAUACUCCUCCGAAGAGAGGUAAUCCCUUGUUCUUUCGGAAGCGGUAAAUGUUCUCUAAAUAAAAGGUAUGGUGUCCCGUGUAAAUUUUGUCGUUUAAGCAAGUGCUACGACGUCAAAAUGGAUUACGCAAAAGUCUUCAGCCAAUUGCCUAGUGAUUAUAAACGUGAAACAUGUACCGAAGAAAAAUAUUAUUUGCUGUUUUGUGAUCAACAAGAUUCAUUCCUGGAUUGUCUGAUGUACAUGGAGCAAUACUUUUACAAAUGGCUAAAUUCUCUUCCAAGUUUCCGUAAUUUAAGCGAGGAACGAAAGAAAAGCCUAAGAUUGAGGUCUUACGCGAAGGGUGCAAUCUUGCAAUUAAUAGAGAGAUCGCUAAACGUUUACGAGAUGCUUCGAUUACACAAUUCUUUUAUUUGCUGUAUGACGGACGUGGAUAUGAUCUUUUUAAAUUUAAUAAGACUGAUAAGCGAUUCUCGACGUACUUAUUUCAAAAUAGCGGAAAGAUUGGAAGCCUCUGGUAUGACACACAUGGAAGCAUUUUCGGCCUUGAAGCUGCAAUUAGCACUACCACAAGGUACGUUAUGCAAUCGAGAUUUAUAUNCAGGGGACCUAUUCUGA